AUGCGAAGACACAGUGCUGGUGAUUCCUUUCUGUUCGUGAAAUCAUCUCCUCGCGCUGCUAGGGAAUGCGACCUCCCACCGCCGGCCGUCUCUUCUUCGUCACCACCGGCCGGCAGCUCUUUCUUAUUCGCACAUACCCCUCUUAGGAAUCCCCCCGCGGCCUACCUCUCCCUCAACAUCUCGCUGCUCUUCAUCGCGGACAACCCCAACAAGGUGGGAAUCCGGUACGAGGCGGCGGCGCUCGAUGUGAUGUACCACGGCGUGCCGCUCGGCAUGGCGACGGUGUUGGGCUUCGAGCAGCCCGCGCACAGCAGCCGCCUCGUCCAGACCCACGUCGCCGUCGACCACUUCAACGUGCUCCAAGCAGACGCGCUCAACCUCGUCCGCGACGCCGCCAUCAACGACCGCGUCGACCUUCGCCUCACCGGCGACGUCGCCGCCAAGAUCCUUCUCCUCGGCAUAUCCACCCCUAGGGUUCAGGUUAGAUUGGAUCAAAAAUCCAAACUACGAACAAAUAUACAGUGGUAGGUGCUUUGUCCCAGUCUCAAGCCGACAAUCCUUUUUGAUCAGUAUAUCUAGUAGAAGUAAGCAUGCAGAUCGUUGUCUUCGAGGCCGACUAGCUAUUUUGUGCUUUUUUUGUUUUAAAUUUGAAUGUCAUUAUCUACUUUGAAACAGAACUAUUUAGUUUUUGUGUAUAGUUGAAUUCUCCUGUAAAUACUAAUACUUUGUGAUUGAAUUCUAUUGUUUUUGUACGAAUUUAAAAU
This is a messenger RNA of Zingiber officinale, 764 nucleotides long. RefSeq lists its product as uncharacterized. The transcript is spliced from 3 exons. Gene Ontology annotation, cellular component: plasma membrane. Lineage: Eukaryota; Viridiplantae; Streptophyta; Magnoliopsida; Zingiberales; Zingiberaceae. The record is from RefSeq and is a predicted model, not a curated record. Bases 1 to 528 code for a protein of 175 amino acids.